AUGGGUCAAUCACUAACUACCCCCUUAAGCUUAACUCUAGAAUACUGGAAGGAGGUCAUGGAGCGGGCCCACAACUUAUCAGUGGCAGUCUGAAAGAAGAAGUGGCAAAGUCUCUGUUCCUCUGAGUGGCUGUCUUUUGAAAAGGGGUGGCCAAGGGAUGGGACUUUUAACCUUGCUACUAUCUUGCAGGUUAAGGGAUAAAUUUUCUACCCAGGACCACACAGCCACCUGGACCAGGUGGCCUACAUAGUCACCUGGGAGGUUUUGGCCCGGAACCCCACAUCUUGGGCACAGCCGUUCCUACCUCCUCGGGGAACCAGAGAGACUGAUCAAGGGCCCCUUACCCCUUCUUACUGGCCUUUUUCAGCCUCAGACUUGUAUAAUUGGAAGACUCAUAACCUCUUUUCUCAGGAUCCUCAGGCUCUAACUGCUUUAAUAGAGUCUAUUCUCCUUACCCACCAACCCACCUGGGAGGAUUGUCAACAACUCCUCCAGGCACUCCUAACCAUGGAGGAGAGACAACGAGUCAUCCUAGAGGCCCAGAAAAACAUCCUCGGGCAGGAUGGGAGACCCACUCUGCUCCCAAAUGAAAUAGACGAAGGAUUUCCUCUGACCAGACCCAACUGGAACCACGAGACUAUGGCCAGUAGGGAGCAUCUCUGUCUUUAUUGCCAGACUCUGAUAGCAGGUCUCAAAGGGGCCGGAAGGUGCCCAACCAAUUUGGCAAAGGUACGUGCUAUAACCCAAGGGGAAAAUGAAACCCCCGCUGGGUUUCUAGAGCGUCUGAUAGAGGGAUAUCGGAUGUACACCCCUUUUGACCCCACGGCCCAGGAGCAUCAGACAGACCUUAUUAUGGCCUUUAUAGGACAAUCAGCUCCUGACAUUGGUGGUAAGCUCCAAUGGCUAGAGGGCCUUCAGGGGUACUCCUUACAGGACUUGGUAAGAGAAGCUGAGAGAAUCUAUAACAAGCGAGAAACUUUAGAGGAAAGAGAGGACAGAAUCAGAAAAAAGCAGGAAGCUAGAGAGGAUAAGAGAGAGAAAAAGAGAAAUAAAGAGUUAAGUUGAAUUUUGGCCACAGUAGUUCAGGGAACAGGACCAGGACCAGAGAGAGAAAAAGAGAAAAAAAGAAUUAAGUCGAAUUUUGGCCACAGUAGGGACCUGGGAGACAAGAGAAGGCCCCGAGUGGAUAAAGACCAGUGUGCCUAUUGUAAGGAGAGAGGACACUGGGAUCAAGAAUGUCCAAAGAAGUUGAACAGGCUUCAAAAGAAGACAACCCCAGUCCUGACUCUAGGGGACUAGGGAAGUCGGGGCCAGGAGCUCCCCCCUGAGCCCAGGGUAACUUUAAAGGGGGGGCAAUUGACUACCUUCAUGGUAGACACAAGAGCUCAACACUCAGUCUUGACAACAACCAAAGGACCCAUGAGUUCCAAAACAGCCUGGGUCCAGGGGGCCACUGGAGGAAAAACAUACAGAUGGACCACAGAAAAAGUGGACCUCAGCACAGGUCAGGUCUCCCACUCAUUCUUGCUGGUCCCCGACUGUCCAUAUCCCCUUCUUGGGAGAGAUUUACUCUCUAAGCUGGGAGCCCACAUCCACUUCACCAAAAAGGGAGCUACCCUAAAAGGAAAAAAUGGAGCUCCACUACAUGUAUUAACCCUACUGCUGGAAGAUGAACAUCGGUUAUAUGAAGGACCGAUAAUAGGGACCCCUGGUAUAUCAGACUGGUUAACUAAAAUCCCCUCAGCAUGGGCCGAGACAGGAGGCCCAGGACUGGCAUUUAACCAGCCUCCAAUAGUGGUCACUCUAAAACCAUCUGCAACCCCGGUUUCAAUCAAACAAUACCCCAUGAUCAGAGAGGCCCGAGAAGGAAUCAGACCCCACAUUCAAAGACUUUUACAAAUAGGCAUACUCUGCCCCUGUCAGUCCCCUUGGAACACCCCACUGCUCCCCGUAAGAAAGCCAGGAACGAAUGACUAUCGACCGGAUGCGUUCUUCUGCCUAAGGCUGAGCCUGGUUAGCCAGCCCAUCUUCGCUUUUGAAUGGAAGGACCCUGAAGCUGGAAUAUCGGGACAACUAACCUGGACGCGACUUCCCCAAGGAUUCAAGAACUCCCCUACUCUGUUUGAUGAAGCUCUACAUCGUGACCUGCCUGACUUUCAGGUAAGGAACCCACAGAUUAUGCUCCUCCAGUAUGUAGAUGACCUCCUCUUAGUGGCCGAGAUGGAAGCAAGCUGUUUGCAAGGUACAGAGGCCCUCCUAUUGAGACUGGGGGAACUUGGAUACUGAGCCUCGGCAAAGAAGGCCCAGAUCUGCUUACAGCAGGUAAACUAUUUGGGCUACCGGCUGGAGGGAGGACAACGAUGGCUAACGGAAAGUAGAAAACAGGCGGUAGCCUCUAUUCCCCCACCAACUUCAGCCAGAGGACUCAGAGAGUUCUUUGGAAGCGCAGGAUUCUGUAGAUUAUGGAUACCAGGCUUCGCCGAAAUAGCGGCUCCUCUAUACCCUUUAACAAAGAAUGGCACCCCUUUUGCCUGGAGAGAACAUCAGAGAGCAUUUGACAAAAUAAAAAGAGCACUGCUGACGGCGCCAGUGUUAGGAUUACCAGAUUUGACAAAACCUUUCAUCCUAUAUGUAGAUGAAAAUCAAGGGAUGGCAAAAGGAGUUCUUACUCAAACUUUGGGACCCUGGAAAAGGCCAGUAGCUUAUCUCUCAAAAAGACUGGACAAUGUGGCUGCUGGCUGGCCCCCAUGCUUGAGAAUCAUGGCGGGAAUAGCAUCCCUGGGAAAAAACUCCGACAAACUCACCAUGGGUCAGCCCCUAACUAUCAUAACUCCACAUGCGGUGGAGUCCAUCAUUAGACAGCCCCCUGAUAGAUGGCUAUCAAAUGCCAGGGUCACCCAUUACCAGGCAUUACUAUUAAAUCCAGAAAAGAUCAAGUUUGGUAGCCCUGCCACCUUAAACCCCGCCAUGCUGCUACCAACCCCCGAGAAAAACACUGAGAUUCCCCAUGACUGUCAGCAAAUACUUGCGGAGAUACGUGGGACUAGGGAAGACCUCACCGACCAGCCCCUAACAGAUGCAGAUGCCACCUGGUAUACGGAUGGGAGCAGCUUUCUGAGAGACAAUGAGCAUAAGGUGGGGGCAGCGGUGGUUGAUGGAAAAAGGAUAAUUUGGGCCCAAGCCCUGCCAGUUGGAACAUCGGCCCAACGGACUGAAUUAGAAGCCCUAACCCAGGCCCUAAAAUUAGCAGAGGGCAAAAAGGUCAACAUUUACACUGACAGCCGCUAUGCAUUUGCCACGGCUCACGUACAUGGAGAAAUUUAUCAGAGGCGGGUCCUCACCUCAGCGGGCAAGGACAUUAAAAACAAAGAAACAAUAGUGGCCCUUCUACAAGCUUUGUACUUACCUAAAAAGGUCAGCAUUAUUCAUUGCCCUGGACAUCAGUGAGACCAGAGGCCGAUUGCUCAAGGCAUUCGGAUGGCAGAUGAAACUGCCCGUCAGGCAACAGAAGGCACCUGCAUUCUCUACACCCAUGCAGACCUUAAGGCAGAGAUUGAGGCACAAACAAAGGAGGGAGAUGCUCUUUUCACCUACACUGAACAGGACCUGGAACUCGUACGGAAGCUCAAUGCUACCUUGGACCCAGAAUCUAAAAUGUGGGAACACCAGGGUAGGGUAGUACUUCCCCGAAAGGCAGCCCUUGAGCUAAUCUCCCAGCUCCACCAGUGGACACACUUAGGACACAAGAAACUAAAAACACUACUAGAAAGAGAAGAACAAUUCUAUUAUUUCCCGGACCUUAACCAGCUAGUCCAGAAGGUAAUGGGAGAUUGUGUCUCAUGUUCCCUGGUAAAUGCUUCCAGAUCAAAGGUCCCAUCUGGCAUGAGAGAAAGAGGGACAUGACCAGGGACUAAUUGGGAGGUAGAUUUUACUGAGGUCCUCCCAGGAAAAUAUGGUUAUAAAUAUCUCCUAGUGUUUAUAGACACUUUCUCAGGGUGGGUUGAAGCUUUCCCCACCCAGAAAGAAACAGCCCAGACGAUUGUAAAGAAACUGAUCGAAGACAUUUUCCCUCUAUUUGGAUUGCCUAAGGUAAUUGGGUCUAAUAAUGGCCCAGCCUUUGUCUCCCAGGUAAGUCAGGGAAUGGCCAAAGCACUGGGGAUUAAUUGGAAAUUACAUUGUGCUUACAGACCCCAAAGUUCAGGACAGGUAAAAAGAAUGAAUAAAACUAUUAAAGAGACCUUAACUAAAUUAGCUCUAGAGACUGGCACUAAAGACUGGGUGCAGCUCCUACCUCUAGCUCUAUUUCGGGCUAGAAAUACUCCUGCUAUACACGGCCUAACCCCCUAUGAAAUCCUUUUUGGAGGACCGCCUCCUGUCCUCAAUGUAACCUUGUCCCCCUUGCCCUCUUCUUUUGACAAUCCCAGCCUGAAAACAAGACUCCAAGCCCUCCAGAUCAUCCAGAAUCAGGCUUGGAGGCCCUUGGCUGCUUCAACCGGUGCUGUCUACCGGCCUGGGAGUCCACGAACACCCCACUCCUACCAAAUUGGAGAUCAGGUGUACAUGAGAAGACACCACGUAAAGACUCUUGAACCACGGUGGAAAGGACCCUACACAGUUGUCCUGACUACGCCCACGGCCCUCAAAGUAGACGGGAUUUCAGCCUGGAUUCACGCUUCCCACACCAAAAGAGCCCCGGCCCAGGAGGAUGCUGGAAAAUGGCAUCUACACAAAACAUCCAAACCCCUAAAAAUAAGACUCUCCAGAGAUACCUAA
Molecule: messenger RNA, 4773 nt
Organism: Nannospalax galili (Upper Galilee mountains blind mole rat)
Lineage: Eukaryota; Metazoa; Chordata; Mammalia; Rodentia; Spalacidae
Biological process (GO): proteolysis; virion assembly; DNA integration
Molecular function (GO): zinc ion binding; RNA-DNA hybrid ribonuclease activity; nucleic acid binding
Source: RefSeq, a predicted model, not a curated record